AAAGUGCUUCCUGACUGAGUGCCGUAGUUAUGUGUGAAACAAGUCAGGGGCUGAGUAGUUCUCAUCUGUUGAUCACAGUUAACUUUAAGCCUCUGCACGGGGGAGAGCUGUCAGAUCUGUUUUCAGGCAUAAAGCGCUUCAAUCCAGGCAGCAACUGGAAAUUUUGAAGAAGCAGGAACUACUCUGGAAGGAAACUAUCAGAAAUGGAAUUUCUUUUUACUUAGAAUUUAAAAGGGAAAAAAAAUCAAAACUUCAGCCACUCUUUUUUUCAGCUAAACAUGUGCUUUCCUAACUAAGCUGGGACUCUGUAUCAUAAAGGAUCUAUUUCAUCUCACUGGAUCCAUGCUACCUUUUACUACAUAUGUUCUUGAGGAAGAAGUGCAGAUAUGGAUCACGUAAGCUGCAGUUUCUCUUGUUGCUGCUGAUGCUGGGCUUUUUGCUACUGAUGGUUACAACGCUGAAUCCACCACCCAGCAACCAGAGCAAGGAAGGGACUUUCCAGCCUGUGGAGUUCAACCCCCGGGAAGGGUAUCAGGUGGACUUUGUGGAGACCCAAGAGAUGCUGGACACCCAGGAGGAGAGCCAGCAGUACUACCCUUUGGAUGGGCUGUCACCGUUCAUCUCCCUGCGGGAGGACGAGUUGAUCGCAGCCGUCGUGUCACCCACGGGCCGGAGGAACCACAGCAAGGCCAGGAAGGGCUAUCGCGUGGUGAAGCAGCAGAGCAGGCGGCCGGAGGCGAGGGCCGAGGGGGACGCGGAGUCCCCGCAGCUCCCGGCCCGUCCUCUGCAGCCCGCGGAAGGCGCUGCCGCGGGGCAGCGGCCGCUCGGCCUGGAAACCCACGGCUUUAACGAAGCGCUGAGCGAGCGGAUCUCUCUGCGCAGGGACCUGCCUGAGGUACGACACCCGUUGUGCCUACAGCAAGAAUAUGACUCCAGUCUGCCUACUGCUAGUGUCAUCAUCUGUUUCCAUGACGAAGCCUGGUCUACUCUGCUGAGAACCGUGCACAGCAUUAUGGACACAGCCCCGAAGGCCUCCCUCAAGGAUAUCAUCCUAGUCGACGAUCUCAGCCAGCAAGGGCCUCUGAAGUCAGCUCUGAGUGAAUACAUCUCUAAGCUGGAUGGUGUGAAACUCAUCCGGAGCAACAAAAGGCUUGGAGUCAUCCGAGGUCGGAUGCUAGGAGCUGCACGAGCAACCGGAGAUGUGCUGGUCUUCAUGGAUUCGCACUGCGAGUGUCAGAAGGGCUGGCUGGAACCCCUCCUAGCUAGGCUGUCCAGCAACCGAAACAGUGUCGUCUCCCCUGUCAUAGAUGUCAUAGACUGGAAGACUUUUCAGUACUAUCACUCUGUGGGCCUGCAUCGAGGUGUUUUUGAUUGGAAACUAGAUUUUCAUUGGGAACCAGUGCCAGAGCGUGAAGAGAAGGUACGACAGUCUCCCAUCAGCCCUAUCAGGAGUCCUGUGGUAGCUGGUGCAGUGGUGGCCAUGGAUCGACAUUAUUUCCAAAACACUGGAGCUUAUGAUUCUGAUAUGACCAUGUGGGGAGCAGAAAAUCUUGAGCUAUCUAUAAGGACCUGGCUCUGUGGUGGCUCUGUAGAAAUUAUUCCAUGCUCCCGAGUUGGGCAUGUCUAUCGAAAUCACUUUCCCCGUGCUUUCUCCUAUGAAGAGGCCAUUGUGAGGAACAAAAUCCGAAUAGCAGAGACCUGGCUGGGCUCUUUUAAAGAUAACUUCUACAAGCAUGACACUGUGGCUUUCCUAAUCAGCAAGGCAGAGAAGCCAGACUGCAGUGAGCGCCUUCAGCUACAGAAGAGACUGGGCUGUAGAAGUUUCCAAUGGUUUAUAUCAAAUGUGUACCCUGAACUCUCCCAACUUGAAGACACACCAAGAUUCUCUGGCACGCUUUACAAUACUGGUGUUGGCUUCUGUGCAGAUUACAGACCUGCAAGCGCCGCUGCAGAAGGCUCUAUUGAACUCUCCCCUUGCAGUGACAGCCUCACCCAGCACUUUGAAUAUAACAGCAUGAAGGAAAUCCGGCUUGGUUCUGCUCCGCUCUUUUGCUUUGAUGUCAGACACGGGAAAGUUAUCCCUCAAAACUGUACAAAGGAGACAGACGACAGCCAACAGCGCUGGGAGGUCCAGGAGAAUGGAAUGAUUGUCCAUGUCCUUUCUGGCAAAUGCAUAGAGGCAUCGAAGAGUGAUGAUGAGAAGGACUUGUUUUUAUGUGUAUGUAAUAAGAAUGCAAAUCAGGUGUGGCAAUUUGAACAUUCCCAUGUGCUACGUCAGAGAUGACCCACAGGUCUCUGUGGAGGUCAAGUCUCCAAAAUUUAACAUUACUUCUGUUUGGGAUUUAAGAUACAUUUCCUGCAUGGACAUGAAAGAUCUGUGUUUGCUGUAGCAUGCAGGCAACUUAGGAAGGUCACUCCUUUGAAAGCGUGGCUCAUAUAGUUGCCACCAGUUCCUGGCUUUAUUCAGCUCUAGCUAAAAAUUCUAUUUAUUCUGUGAAGCAGGGAAUAAAGAUACUGUGAGCAUCUAUAGAUUCUCAACUCUGCUAUUGCAGGAGACAGUUGUUUGCCCUUUGAAGAAAACAUGGAAAAUUGUUUGGCAGACAGCUUGUCUUUAGCAUAUUCUGUGACUUCUGGGCAUACAGGAAAACGAAUAUUUGUGAAACUUUUGAAAAUGCAAGAGGAAGAAAGCCAGAUCAGGAUUAGCAUUGAGCCUUGUUUUACAGUGCAUUUGAGUCACAUAAAACAAAGUAGGUUUUUUAUGCAAAAAAGUUAUAGAUAUGUAAUGUGUAAUAGCUAAAUUUUUUUUCCAACUAGCCUGAGCCAGAUUUCUACCCUUUAUGAGUUUGCACAGGGCAUAAAUUAGCACUUAAUUAGGCACUAACUGCUCUAAUUGACUUGGAAUACCAACAGUCCUCGGGGUCUGGCGCAGCCUACCUUAAAUCCUUCGUUCACAGUCUAAUUUGGAUCAGAAAAUGAGACUGAAUUAUUAACAACUUUGUUUAAGCUGUAAUGAAAUUUAAGAACAACUCUUCAGGAAACUUUUGUGGAGUAUGAAAGAUUGAAUUAGAUGAGAGGGAAGAAUAACAGAAAGAGUCAGUGGCACCCAUUUGCUCUGAUAAAGCUAUGGGAUGAGUUAGUUAUUAUUCCAGUGACAAAAGUGCUGUCUGAAAAGAGCAAACUAAGGCAAAUGUCAGGUUGCAACAGUGGCUACCUAGAAAGAAAAUACUGAUGCCCGCUUCCACUUCCUUGCUGCCUACUGUGCUGAGUGAGUCUUUCACACUGUCAGAUUUAACCAAUAUCAUCUAGAUUCUUGCUCCAAGCUGAUCCUUGAAAGACAGUAACAUAAAAGCUUCUUCUGCAGAGCCUGCGUGCCCACUGACCUCCUGCCUUUCACAGAAGUGAAGGAGAGUUCCUGCAAGGUAAUGAGGAUGGUCUCAUACCAUAUGCACCAGCAAAGCAAACUUCUAUCUAUAUUUUGUUAGGGCACUUUCAAUUUUGGAGUUAAAACCAAUAAUGAUGGUACUUUGCAGGAGCCUUCUAAGAAAGAACAAAGAUUUGGGAGUCUUCCCACAUCAGCACCACACCUGAUUAUACUAUGAAUCAGUCAUAAUCAUAUGUAUUUAUUAAAGCAGAAGGGUGUCAUUAAUGAAAUUUAAUUUAGUUUUGAGAUUUUCAAAAGACAGAAAAUCGCUUUCUUCUGUAAAAUGUACAGCACAUUAUUUGAACUUUAAACGAAGGAAGGAAUAACAGGAUAUUCUGAUCAGAGCCUUCCAGUUACUUGCUCUUGGUAAAUCAUAGUUGUUCCAAGCAUAUGAAAUUGGUUAAAACAGAGGAUGCAAACAGCACUCUGCGUUGUGUUGGCCAAAGCAUCUCCCAAUGAGGUCUCUGUUUGCUUUGAGUGCUACAGAUACCACACCAUGUUCAGGCCUCACUCCAGUCACCAUAAUUACCAUUUACUCUUUCUUUGAUAGCAUCGGAAUCUAAUACCAUUUGCUGCUGUGUCAUUUAAAAUUUCCUGUGACAUUCUUGAAAAAGCUUCAACUUUCAGCUGAAAGGAUAGUAGCAACUUCUUCCAGAACACCAAGUGAUCCCUGACCAUUGCCCAAAUCUAGGGUGAGAAAAGAGAAUUUCUAAAAUUGCGUACAAGCUGAGUGAAAUGCUGUUUUAAUGACAUGUAAUUCCUUUAUUUUAAACUAUAAAUAUGCCAGAUUUUUUAAAUUAUGUAUUAUUUAUUAUAUUUUGGACUCUACACUGGGAAUAUCAUUCCUUCAGCAUUUAGCUUAAUGUUAAAAAAUGUGUAUACAAAUAUGAUAAUUGAUCACAAGUGGGAGUUCUCACAAAGAUGAAAAUAUUUUUGUUUCGGAAAGAAAAAAUUCAGGAUAAAACUGAAGAGAUGUGGAUGUCCUCAUCCUAUACUGCUUUUUAACAUACUGAAAAAACCCUAGAAAACAAGGUUUGCUGUAGAUAUAUGUACAAUAGAAAAAUAUGUUACGUAAAACCUCUUCCAAAAAUAAAAUGAAAAUACAUGGUUCAGUACCAUUAAAAAAAUCGUUAUUAUACUUCUUGCUUUUAGUAACAGUAUAAAUCCGUUUGGUUUUCAAGGGAGCUAAACUCAAGAGCACAGGCCAGAAGGGAACUGCAAUGUGGGCCAGAAGGUCUCCAUCUGGGGACAGCCAGGGGACACACAUUGUGGGCUGUACCAUGGAGCACGCUUCCCUCUGAUAUAAACAUAUCCUGUUGUUACAGACACACACAUAAAGCAAAAACAAACACACAAACAAAAAAUCCAUCCCCUGUUUUCCCUAGCUUCCUUCCAAUAUGCCUUUUAAAUGGAAGGGUUGGUUGUACCAAUGCUGUUUCCUCAUUGUGGUCAUUUCCACUUUGGCCCUGUGGUUGGAUCCAUGAACUAGACCCUUCUCGUUGUAUGAGGGGGCCAAGAAAGGGUCUCUGCUCAUGGUGGUAGUGUGUAGCAGACAGCGAUGCUUUCAGCAUCACAAAAUGUGGAAUUACUACUUUUAGCUCUGUAUUUAGACAGGGAGAACAUUUCCUUUUCCUCUAAUUCCCAUUGAGAGGAGAGAAACAUUAAGAACAAAAUGUUUCAGGCAAGAACGGAGUAGCAUUUUUGACUUCAGUAGCAUUUUAACCGAAGUAGAGCCUUGGGCAAGAGCAGAGGAAUUCCGACAUAACACAAGUAAACAUCUUACAGUCUAACUCCACUUGUUUCUUUGACUUUGGCAGCCCAGGCAUGAUGACUGCUUUGAGUCAAACCCACCCAUGAAGCUGAGCUACAAGGUCAAAUUCAAGAACAGGUCACCUUUCAGUUGACAACGCUUACUAAGUAGCCUGGUUUAUUCCUUUUCCAGCUAAAUAGAAAUGGAACAACAUAAAGGCUUGAAGUAUUAAUUGACUUCUAAACCUAGAUGCAGUUGAUGCAGUCGGUAUGGGUUGCAGUUUGGCGUUGGUCCUGUUGGGUGAGGUGUCACCAGUAACACAGAGAAACAGAAUGGUGGCAUUUUUCUUCCAGUGGUAACCUGAAGUUUGAACAGGGGAGAGGUUCGAGCAACCUUUAUGCUAAAUCCUGUAGCAGAGAAAUGUUCAGGGCAUGUCUCAGUCCAUAUCCUCCCUUGGACAUGCUGAUUGAGCUACAAUACUCCCUGCUGACUAAAAUGCAAUAGCUUCGAUUACAGAUUUCCCCAGGAAGGAAUGGGGCUAUGCUGAGGAAACCAGAAGAACAGUAGCAGCUCAGAUUUUCCUAACAGCUGGAAGGUGACGUGUGGGUGGGAGCUUUCUGUUUCUGCCUUUGUAUCUCAUUUUAUCUCCGGCAGUUUUAUUCAAAAACAUAUUGGAAGGGAUUAGAAAAGGAGUGUUUUGCAAAAAAUGAUGACUUCUUGGCUCGGUUUUUUAAGCUACACAAACUGCACCACUUCUGCCCUAAAUAAAGUAUAUCAGUGCACAGAGAAAUGUUGUAUUUUUAUUCCUCUUCAUUGCAAUGUGUUUGGCUAAUGCCUGUUUUUCCUUAUGCUACACAACAGCUGGUCUGCAAACAACCCUGUCGAAAGCCUCCGGUGGCAAUACCUUUAUUUAACUGUCACUUAAUGAUCUUACAGAAAUGUACAGGAGGACUGUGACUCCGCUAACGUCAUAGAGGGGCUUUGAUUUCAUAGUCAUUUGCCAUAAUUUCUAUCAGUGUCAGUGGAAAGGUCUGAACAGAGGCUACAGAAGCAGAAUCCCUGGAAAGCAUGACCUCUGGCACACUCCUCAGACAGCUCACGGCUGUUUCUUCACCAGGUGGCUUGGAAGGAUGUACUAGAAAAACCAUCUGGCUACAUGACUUGGGAUGGCACGAAUAGCAUUUUUGCUGUCUUUCUAGUUGCAAAUGGUGAGUUUUUGGUGAAAUAGCUUCCCACUUGGGGAUUAUUAUAUAUUAGACACAUGUGAUGGGCUUCACCCCAUGGCUGCAGCCUCCUAAACAGUAGUCAUAACUAAGCUGAUUGUCCAGGCUUCUUCUACUGGUCAGCAGAAAACACAUCCAGAGGUAACAAGAUGGGUGAAUCACUAUCUAGAGGUGCUUGCUUUCUCUGCUGGUUAGACAGGGAGUCUUAAGGAUUAAUUUAGAUGGCUUCUAAACUGGAGUUAGUUGGAAGGAACAUCAUCCAAAGGGUACACAGGCUGAAAUCCCUUCCAGGAGCCCACCCCCAGCGCCCAGCUCUUCAGAGCUUAUAUCCAGCAGCACACUGUUUUUCCAGAUGGCUUCUUUGUUCACAACCUGAGAGACCUCACCGUGUAGGAUGCUCUAUUACAGCAGAUUCAAAUCCUAAUGAAGUUAAGAAUUUAAAUUUUCAGAAAAGUCUCUCUAAGAUUUUGAAGAUUUUAAAAUUAAUGAUACUUUUUUGUCAUUCUGCUGAGUAGGCUAGAAAGCUACAGCAGAAUUUCGAUGAAACAGAACAGAUACAGGUGUCAGGAUUGUUGGCAAGGUGGUUCUUCUCAGCUUGAACCUAAGUUACAUACAGACCAGCCUGAAGGCUGAAUACAUUAUUCAGUUUCUGCAUAGCUACAGAAUGACCUCCCUUAAAGUCCAUGACUUUCAGUAAAACUAUCAUGAAGUUUAUUUACAGUGGUGAUUUUGUGUUACAAAUUGAGAAGAGGGUGAAAGCUAUAUUUUAAAAUGUGCACUGUAUAAAACUAAUAUAUUUUUAAAUAAUCU
This is a messenger RNA of Columba livia (rock pigeon), 7204 nucleotides long. It is a transcript of the gene GALNT15, whose product is annotated as polypeptide N-acetylgalactosaminyltransferase 15. The record is from RefSeq and is a predicted model, not a curated record. The transcript has 11 exons. Gene Ontology annotation, molecular function: polypeptide N-acetylgalactosaminyltransferase activity. Lineage: Eukaryota; Metazoa; Chordata; Aves; Columbiformes; Columbidae. Gene Ontology annotation, cellular component: Golgi apparatus. Gene Ontology annotation, biological process: protein O-linked glycosylation. The coding region runs from base 362 to 2284 and encodes 640 amino acids.